AUGCCAUCAAACUCGACAUUCCCUAGUCCCCAAAAACUAGAUUUUGGCACGCCAACUCCUCUCGUUCCGGCAUGUCCUGCUAUAGACCCUUUUCCUUUCCCCGAACAACGGCGCAAUCUCAGCGCACUUCCACCGCUUAGCCUCAGACGCCGUGACUUGCGUUUGAGACCUAGCCAAAGACCAGUCAGCACAGGCGCUCUCGCUCGCUCACGUAUCGCAAGUAAAAAGUUCGACAGGUUCGUUCUGCCACGAAAAUCCCCCACGAGCUCUAGAGAGAGCCUCCGCCUGAGUGCACAUCCGGGUACUCUGACCCCUAUGGAGAGAAUGACUCGCCGUCGUCAUCCUGCUUCGGAUCCUUUCAGCCGUCGUGUCCCCCGCAAUCACAAUAGAGUUCACGAAUCGCUGCAAACUCUCCGAAGCUCACACACAGACUCAAACAACACAACGGGUCAACAGUCGAAUGAUAGUCCAUUAGCACUGCGGCAUGCUGCGCGCCAAGUCAGUAAUGGGGCUGUCUGGAAUGUAGGGGGCUCCGCAAUUGUUGCUGACAGUGUCCCUGGUGUCCCCAAUGGCCGAGGUAGUAUGCUCAGCAGUGGUACAAAUGCACCAUUGUACACCUCAAUGUUCUUGACGCAGUCAGAUGCCACCAGCGAGCAAGUGGCUCAUGAAAACCGCUUGGCUUUUGCUAUGAAUAUCGAUCCAUCUAAUCGAGUUCUUGGUUCCUUUGGAGAUUGGUCCUCUCCUCCGAGAGCAUCAGUCAGUGGAAGACAUGAGAAAAGCAGUCCCACAGGUCCUACUUGGAUAGACAAUGAGUGGGUCAAGGAUGAUACAACAACAAUCCUUGAUGCACCUGCGCUCAGAGAUGACUACUACUGUUCGCUUCUCGCUUACUCGUACACAGCAAAAUGCCUAGCUGUAGGUCUCGCAGGUAACGUCUAUCUCUGGUCAGAGACGCAAGGAGUUGGGACGCCGGAGAGUCUCAACAUCCCAUACGCAGCACACGUGACGUCUGUAUCCUUCUCUUCGACGCAAGGCGGCCAGGCCAUAUUAGCCAUUGGUCGCGCAGACGGAGGUGUCGCGCUAUGGAGCGUCUUUGAGCAAGAACCUCGAUUCAACUCAAGCCAACCUAGCCCCGUCUCGUGUUUGUCCUUCAGUCCCAAUACUGCCAAGAGACCUUCGAUAAGAGACUCUUCCAUCAUGGUAAACACUGAACAAUUGCUAAUCGGCGACGAGCUUGGACAUAUAUACUUCUAUUCUGUCGAAUGGCCGGAUGCGACCACUCGGGACCUCUUUGAUUGGCAGGGUGCUAUGACAAUCCUUUGCAAGCUUUCAGUGCACACCCAGCAGAUCUGCGGCAUAGUCUGGUCUCUGCAGAGCGAGUUCUUUGCUACCGGAGGAAACGACAAUCACUGUUGUCUCUUCGAAACCAAACGCGUGAUAUCGCUUCUCCCGCAGCAAUACCCUAUUACCACACAUCAGAACCCGGACGGCUCCUAUGGCUACACGGUAACGCCAGGCCAAGGUCCAAUCCCCUCCCUCGACGUCACUAACGCAAAACACCGCUUCACGCUCAACGCUGCCGUAAAGGCCAUUGCCUUCUGCCCGUGGCAGCGCGGCCUCCUCGCCAUCGGCGGCGGCUCCAACGACCGCUGCAUCCACUUCUACCACACGAUAUCAGGGGCAUGUCUCGCGACGAUCGACUGCAGCGCGCAAGUCACAUCGCUGAUCUGGUCAACGACACGGCGCGAGAUCUGCGCGACGUUUGGCUUCGCCCAGCCCGAGCACGCGUUCCGCAUCGCGGUGUUCAGCUGGCCGGCCUGCGAGCAACUCGUCGCCAUCCCCUGGCCCGACGAGCACCGCGCCCUCUACGCCGUGCCGUACCCCGGCGGGCCGAACAACGGGCGCACAAAGGGCGAGGGCGGCGCGUGGUGGAGCCGCACGCAAGUCGAGGGCUGCGUCGUCGUUGCCACGAGCGACGCUAGCAUCAAGUUCCAUGAGGUGUGGAGCGAGGAGCGCAGGAGGGGGUGUGGGCUUGGUGGCUUGGGCGGGAGCGACAUUCUCGAGGAGCUGCAUGGCUGCGAGAAGGAGGGCCAGCUCGUCAUUAGGUAG
Molecule: messenger RNA, 2109 nt
Organism: Aplosporella prunicola CBS 121167
Lineage: Eukaryota; Fungi; Ascomycota; Dothideomycetes; Botryosphaeriales; Aplosporellaceae
Exons: 2
Coding region: 1-2109 (702 amino acids)
Biological process (GO): positive regulation of ubiquitin protein ligase activity; anaphase-promoting complex-dependent catabolic process; positive regulation of anaphase-promoting complex-dependent catabolic process
Cellular component (GO): anaphase-promoting complex
Molecular function (GO): anaphase-promoting complex binding; ubiquitin ligase activator activity; protein binding
Source: RefSeq, a predicted model, not a curated record